This is a messenger RNA of Nyctereutes procyonoides (raccoon dog), 5162 nucleotides long. It is a transcript of the gene PTGFR, whose product is annotated as prostaglandin F receptor. The record is from RefSeq and is a predicted model, not a curated record. Gene Ontology annotation, cellular component: plasma membrane. Bases 295 to 1395 code for a protein of 366 amino acids. Gene Ontology annotation, biological process: positive regulation of cytosolic calcium ion concentration; adenylate cyclase-activating G protein-coupled receptor signaling pathway; inflammatory response. The transcript has 3 exons. Lineage: Eukaryota; Metazoa; Chordata; Mammalia; Carnivora; Canidae. Gene Ontology annotation, molecular function: prostaglandin F receptor activity.
CCCUGCCUCCCGCGCCCGCUGCAGCGCCGCCGGGGCCGAGCGACCGAGGAGCCGCGCGCGCCCGCAGCCUCCAGCUUCCGCGCCGGCGGAGGGGAGCGCGGACGGACGGACGGACCGACGGACGGCGGGACGGCGGGACUGGAGGGGGCCGGGCGCGCGAUGGCCCUCGGAGCGGGCCGCCCUUCCCCGCCCGGGCCCUGGCGGCGGCCGGGGAUGCGCAGAUGUCCGGACUGCAAGCCUGCACUGUGCUGAGAGGGAGAUGACUUGAGAGGCCAGCUUUUUAUCUCCACAACAAUGUCUAUGAACAGUUCCAAACAGCCAGUGUCUCCUGCAGCUGGGCUCCUUUCAAAUACAACUUGCCAGACGGAAAACCGGCUUUCGGUAUUUUUUUCAGUGAUCUUCAUGACAGUGGGAAUCUUGUCAAACAGCCUUGCCAUUGCUAUUCUCAUGAAGGCUUACCAGAGAUUUAGACAGAAGUCCAAGGCAUCGUUUCUGCUUUUGGCCAGUGCCCUGGUAAUCACAGACUUCUUUGGCCACCUCAUCAAUGGAGCUAUAGCAGUCUUUGUGUAUGCUUCUGAUAAAGACUGGAUCCGCUUCGACCAGUCGAACAUCCUUUGCAGUAUCUUUGGUAUCUGCAUGGUGUUCUCCGGUCUGUGCCCACUUUUUCUAGGCAGUGUGAUGGCCAUUGAGCGCUGUAUUGGAGUCACCAAACCAAUAUUUCAUUCUACGAAAAUUACAUCCAAACAUGUGAAAAUGAUGUUGAGUGGAGUGUGCUUGUUUGCCAUUUUCAUAGCUUUGCUACCCAUCCUUGGGCAUCGAAACUAUAAAAUUCAAGCAUCGAGGACCUGGUGUUUCUACAAAACAGAACACAUCAAAGACUGGGAAGAUAGGUUUUAUCUUCUGCUCUUUUCUUUUCUGGGGCUCUUAGCCCUUGGCGUUUCAUUCUUGUGCAAUGCCAUCACAGGAAUCACACUUUUAAGAGUCAAAUUUAAAAGUCAGCAGCACAGACAAGGCAGGUCUCAUCAUUUUGAAAUGGUCAUCCAGCUCCUGGCUAUAAUGUGUGUCUCCUGCAUUUGCUGGAGUCCAUUUCUGGUGACAAUGGCCAACAUUGGAAUAAAUGGAGAUCAUUCUCUGGAGACCUGUAAAACAACACUUUUUGCUCUCCGAAUGGCAACGUGGAAUCAAAUCUUAGAUCCUUGGGUGUACAUUCUGCUGCGGAAGGCGGUCCUUAAGAAUCUCUACAAACUUGCCAGACGCUGCUGUGGAGUGCAUGUCAUCAGCUUGCAUGGGUGGGAGCUUAGCUCCAUUAAAAAUUCUCUAAAGGUUGCUGCUAUUUCUGAGUCUCCAGUUACAGAGAAAAUAAAUCAGCAAGCACCUGGUUUAAUAGGACAGUAAAGCAGUGUAGGUCUAGGGCAAAAUUCAGAAAAGAUUUGUCAAUAUUUCAGUUAAUUGGAUAGAGAUAGAAAGCCAAACUGGAAAAUUCAGACCUCAGCAGUUAGUGUGGGGCCACUUUUGUCAGAUCUGGCUGUUGAGAUUUGCUAAAUUCACUGUACAACUGUAUCUUUUCACUUGUUUUUUUGUCAACUGGAGGUAAACAUGAUGAGAUAAUGCCAUGGAGUCCAACUGAAAAAAAUUGGAGCUUAUUUGUGUUAUUCGCGCUUUUGAAUGAAUGAAGCCUAAAGCAUUUACUUGGCCUAUUUGUCAAAGAACAUCUUAAUACUUACCUGCACAGUCAAAUAGCUGUUUGGGGGUCACUGCUCUGCAACUGUUCCUUAUAAACGAGGUUCAAUGAAGUGGAGCACCCUCACUGUUGGGUCUGGUCUGUUAUACUCCUCAUUAUGUAGCUUCAAUCAGUAGAUGUAGGGUCAUGUCUCAUGGGAUUCACUGUGGCUUGUUAUAAUGACCUCCAUGACACCAAAUGUGGCUGUCAGGUUGCCUGACCUCACGAGCCUCUUUAAAAUGAGCCUGUCCUUGUCAUUUUGACAAAUAAAACUGCUUGCAUGUAUUAUUGUGAAGGUAAAUUCUUGUUUGAAGGUUUUCUGUGUGAGUCGUAGAUUUGCACAGUUUUCAAAUAAUCUCCUUUUCCUGUGAAAAUUCUAGUGCGCAGUAAAUAAUUUUUGGAGAAACACAGGCUCUAUUUCAGCACAUAUAUAGGCUAUUUGCAUUAUAGCAGUUCCUAUGAAGCUCUGCCAUGGAUAAUACAAACCGAACUUAAACCCCAGGGAUGGUUACAAAGAAUGUUGGCAAAGGACCUCUACUUGGACUUGUCAUUUCUGUAUCAGAGAACAAAAGAAACAUAAUCCAUAUGCAAUAUUUAAAAACUAUCUGCAGCUAGUGUGUUUGUGCUUUCUAUGCAUGCACACACACAUACAUAAGCAUAUCAAAAAUUUCUUUUGAAAGCUGGUUCAUUAAAUCUGUAGGAUGGCAUCUUCUAAAGCCUAUGCUAUCUGUGUCAAGGGGAAAAUUGGCAAUUAGUUGGGCACUUGGAGAUCAUUCUUAUGGUUACCCAAGAGAUCAGGGGAUAAAGAUCUCUCCUCAAAUUUCCCAGUAACACUUUCGGCUUCUUUGCUUAUUUGUAUAAUUCACCCCCUCCCCUAAAUUUUAGUAAUCAUUGAAAAUGUCCUGGGGCUAUCAGAACAUAGGGUAGAUAGUUCUGCUUCAUAGUAAAGAAAUGUAUUUCUGUAAAAGAAUUUUUUGCCUUCCUUACCUGUGGUCCAUUUAAAAAUUAACCUUCUCUGUGAGACUGAGUUCAUAUUCUCCGGGAAAUCUAUGUGGUUCAACUAGACUUAAAUUAUUAUAUCCACAAAUUCUUGCUUUUGACUGGUAAUUUACAUUGGAAGUUGUUGAACUUCAGUGAAUUUUGGUAUAUUCUUAUGAAUAAACUAAAAGAAAUUAAGCAAAUAGCUUCAUUGAAGAUGUAAAGGAAACCACUUUUUCCAGUGAAUUUAAAAACAAGAUACAUGCACACACACAGAGGCACACAGUAUUCUUUUUUUUUUGGCACAUGAUAUUCUUAAUUUAAGACCAGUAAAUGAUGAAUUACACAAAGUUUGGUUAUUCUCAUAUAUGGAACACAUAGUAUAUGCUCAAAGAACACUUGCCAAAUUGAAUUACAGGUAAGAAUAUUUUUGAUGCAAAAUGAACAUGGGAUUGCAACAAUUUUGUGCAUUUUUAUUUAAAAUGACAAUCACAUAUUGAUUAUUUUGAUAUAUAUGUGUGUGUGUAUAUGUAUACUUGAAUAUCCAGUGUAGACACUUUAAAAAAAAGCCAUUGCAAUUUGUGAUUGCUGUUACAUUACAUGAAUGUUCUCAUGUGUUACAAGAGCACUUAAAGCCCAGAAAUUAUAGAUGGUUUUGAGGAGACAUUUAUUUCCCACAGUUAAGAGUGUUGGUGUCCUGGAAGCUGAGGCACAAGGAACCACAGCUUCAUCCUUCCUCCUCAUGCUGGAUAGGAUGCUACAGCAAACACUUCCAUGUAUUGUGACCCAGGAGAGGCGUGCAGAGAAACUCUCGUUCAGGGUUCCAGGCCUCUUCUCCGUAAGGCUUCUAAGUAGAUGGCAUCACGGUUGCUCUAUUGCUGUGAUGUCACCUAGGCCAUGUGUAUCUAUAUUGAGGAGCUACUGUGACAUUACCAUAUAUGGGAGUGCACGGGUGUGUAAGGUGUUAGGGAAUGACAGAGAGUCACUCUCUGCAUAUCCUGGAAGGAUUAUCUUUAUUAGCUGAGUACAGGUGUAGGGUAAUGAAGUUGGUUUUAGAAUGAGGUCAAACUCGAGUAGUAGACACUAAAAACUGAAAAAAAAAUGUAGUAAAAGAAUAUGUGUUGACAUUGUGUUAGGCCUUUUGUCCAAGGAAAAUGAAAUAAAGUGAACACAACAAUAUGCAUAUAUUUGACUUCAGAAUUUUAUUUCUAUUAUUAUAUAUAUUUCACUGUAGUUUGGCAUCUUAUUAUAUGUUGAAUAAUAGAAUGUAGCAUCCAUCAACAACUUUCAUGUGAGCAUUUCAAGUGAAAGUACAUUUGUGCAGUUACUGGAAAGAAAUUGUACAAAUAGUGUUCAGCAGGUUAACCAAUUCUGAAACUUUAAGCUGUUUUAAAAUUUAUAAUUAGACCCUCAGCGCAACUGAAAUUCCCUUCUCACUGGGUAAAGUAGUAUCUAAGCAACUUCACAUACUAUUUGAUCAUGUUAUUCCUGGGGAAUUUUAUUAUUCGGGGCAAAUGACUGGCAAGUGACAGGUUUUUUUCUUUUGUUAGUGAAUUUAAAAAUGACAGAAAAAGCCAAUGGCAUAUGGUUUUUAUGAUCAUGGAUACCAAGACAGAUAAUGCGGACUCAUAGUUAGUUUGUAGGUGCAUCCCACUGCAUCCCACUUGUCAAUGAGGAUUUAAGUAAGUGACAGAAAUAGUCCAAUUUUUUCCCCAAGGGUUGAAUGUUGCUAAUUUGUAUUGCUGAAGUGCAAAAUACCUAAAAGUUAACAUGUACACACACACACACAGAAAUAUAUCUGUCUUAUUCAAUAAAUGGUCUUUUUUGUGCACUUUCAGUCUUUAAAAGAAAAACCUGUCUUACUUUUGCUCUAAUCUGAAUUUAGAGCCCAGAUAAAAGCACUUGCUAAAACAACUUUUUGUGAAACUUCUGCUAACUUCACCUAUAUUACCAUCAUUGCUCCAAAUUAAUAAACUAAGGUCAGGAUAUGAAAGAUGGGAAUGUACAUCUUCUUACUUCUUCAUUUGGAUGUCAGAAUAUUUUACCAUGUGGCAAAUAAUGUUGGACUUCAACUUGUUACUGAGGUAUUUCAACAGUAGAUGUUAUGUGAAUAAAUGUAUUUUGUGUCCUUCGUACUUGCUGGACUAUAUGAGAUUGAACAGUAAUAUGUAUAUUUUGUUGCUUGUAUUAGUGUGCAACUCAUGUAAUUUUAGUGUUUUGACUAUUUUAAAACUUCAAACAAAUGAUUUAUAAUAAACUUGGACUAGUGUUUAUCAAGAGUGGCUAUUUUUAGGAAGGUCAUAUGAAGCUUGAAACUUUUGAACCUAAACUUCCAUUUUAUCUAUUCAAUGAGAAGAAUUUCAAAUUCUUUUUAUUACCUUUUUUUUUGUGGUCCACCUAGGCAGGGUCAUAGAUUUGGAUGAGAAUCUGAUAAUUUUCAAAACACGCUGGCCUAGGCAUGUCA